AAAGUGUUGUUAGUUUCGGUUGCGUGGGCAGCAACUUAGAAAACGUUACAGAUAUGGCCACUGCCAGCAGUCUCCUGUCCGAGGACAGGUUCCUAUGUCCCGUCUGUCUGGAUGUGUUCACCGAGCCAGUCUCAACGCCAUGCGGACACAACUUCUGCAGCGCAUGUAUCCACACCUAUUGGGCCGGCGGUGUCACGUGCCAGUGUCCAUUAUGCAAAAGUACAUUUCCCCAACGACCUGAGCUACAAGUCAACAAGUUACUGUCGGAGUUAGCUGCAGAUUUCCAGACGUUAGUUCAAGUCAAGGCCUCAACUCCUGACCCACAGCGUCCCGGAUCAGCAGACGUUCUUUGCGACAUCUGCUCCGAGACGAAGGAAAACGCGGUUAAAUCUUGUCUGACGUGUCUCGUGUCCUUUUGUGAAGUUCACCUGGAGCCACAUCAGAGAGUUGCCGGUCUCAAGGGCCACACACUAUUAGACCCCGUGAAGAAUCUGGAUGACAGAAUGUGCAAGGCGCACAGCAAGAUGACAGAAUUGUACUGCAGGACUGACCAAGCCUUUGUCUGUAUCUUGUGUAUCAGCACCCAUCACAAGGGCCACAAUGUUGUCCCACUUGAGGAGGAGUAUGAAGCGACGAUGGCGAAAAAAGGUGAGGCGAUGGCGAGUAUUCAAGAGAUGACACGGGCGCGGAACGAGAAGAUAGAGGAGUCGGAAAAGGCGGUCGAUGUCCGCCGAACAGAAGCUGAGAAGGAGAAAGAAGCCAGUGUGCAGGUCUUCACAGACUUGAUCCGCUCCAUCCAGAGAAGCCAGGCCGAGCUGGUUGGGGUGAUUGAUGAGAGAUACAGAGACAUGAAGCAGAAGGCUGACGAUUUGAUCAGAGAACUGAGGGUGGAGGUCACAGAGCUGGAGAGCAGAAGCAGACAGCUGGAGCAGCUGUCCCAGUCCAAGGAUCACCAUUACUUUCUGCAGAGUUUCCCAGCCUUGUGCUGUCCUUUAAACGCCACCUGGGCCCACGUUGGCGGUCACAGCGAUCCGUCUUUCGAGGCAGCGAGAGGCGCCGUGACUCUGCUGCAACUAAGAGUUGAGGAAAUAAUGGAGGAGCUCCCUGAGAUCAAAAUGAAAAGAAUGAGGGAACAUGCAGUGGACUUGACUUUUGAUCCCGACACAGCACAUUGUUCACUUGUCGUAAGUUCGGAUGGAAAACAAGUGAGCCAUCUAGGCACAAACCAGAAUCUUCCCCACAACCCAAAGAGAUUUGAAACGUGUACAGAAGUGUUGGCCAAGGAGGGGUUCACAACAGGGAAGUUUUACUAUGAGGUGCAAGUGGAAGGAAACACCGAGUGGCUUGUGGGAGUGGCCAGAGAGUCUGUGGAUAGGAAAGGGGACGAAAGUCUGUCAGAAAAAUAUGGUGCUUGGUACAUUGGUAUUGAUGAAGGAAUAUGUCGUGCAUAUACUUCAAAAAGUGUGGAGCUCACGCUGAAAGACACGCUGCGAAAGGUGGGCAUCUUUGUGGAUUACAAUAAAGGAGAGGUGUCCUUCUUUGAUGCAAAUUCUAAAUUACAUAUCUAUUCUUUCACUGGCCACCACUUCACAGAGAAGCUUUAUCCAUACUUUAGUCUUCAAGGCAACACAGAUGGGGCCCCUCUCAUCAUAACCCCUGUACCUCAAACACACUGAGCUUGUUUCCUUCUUUUAAGACCACAGAAUAUCUAGCAUUGGUCUCUAUUAACACACUUAGUCUUCUUUAAGUAUUGACAACACAUGUAAACUGUUCUAAAAAAAGGUAAUUCACGUGUAUUCUGUGAAAAAUAUUUGUAUGUUUAUUAUAUAAAGUCUUUUGUCACACAUUUGUCACUUUGCUGGUUUCUUGUAAUUUCCAGUGAUUUAUGUGCAUUUGACACAAACUUAUUUAGUCAUUUUGUCAAUUCCAGAUCUGUUCCAAUAUUAAACUCAAAGUUGUAAAGUA
Pseudoliparis swirei is the source of this 1965-nucleotide messenger RNA. Its product is annotated as E3 ubiquitin-protein ligase TRIM39-like. The record is from RefSeq and is a predicted model, not a curated record. Gene Ontology annotation, molecular function: zinc ion binding; protein binding. Lineage: Eukaryota; Metazoa; Chordata; Actinopteri; Perciformes; Liparidae. The transcript has 2 exons. The coding region runs from base 54 to 1676 and encodes 540 amino acids.